Molecule: messenger RNA, 2469 nt
Organism: Monopterus albus (swamp eel)
Lineage: Eukaryota; Metazoa; Chordata; Actinopteri; Synbranchiformes; Synbranchidae
Product: complement factor B
Exons: 19
Coding region: 77-2449 (790 amino acids)
Biological process (GO): response to bacterium; proteolysis; complement activation
Cellular component (GO): extracellular region; extracellular exosome
Molecular function (GO): serine-type endopeptidase activity
Source: RefSeq, a predicted model, not a curated record
GGAUCUAGGUCGAUACAGGCACUUUUACUGUGGUUUCUGUCACUCAAAGAGACAAAGCAGUUAACGGAGCCUGGUCAUGUAUGUCAAGUCCAUACUGUGGAUCCUGAUCUUCAUCUCUGUCCUGGAGGGUGAGUGUUUCAGUGAAUCCCUGCAGGAGGCAGAGUAUGAAUAUGAAUAUGAAGAUAUACAGCCUCUGAACUGUUCAACCACAGAAAGCAUCAAAGGUGGACAAGUCACCUACUCACAGGGAGGACUGGAGGGCAGUGUGCUGACCUAUCACUGUGGCGCGGGGCGAUAUCCGUUCCCCGUCAGCUACAGGACCUGUGGUGCUGAUGGAGACUGGUCGCCCAUGAGAUUAACCAGUGGCAGACCAGUGUCACAGGCCACAUGCAAAGAUGUGAUGUGUCCAGCCCAGCUUCAGCUGGAUCAUGGCGACUUCUGGCCCAGGGAUCACUGGCUCCGUGUUGGGAUGACACAAAGCUUCUCCUGCCAGGAUGGGUUCACCUUGUAUGGGUCAGCCCAGAGAAACUGCACCCUCUCUGGGGAGUGGACAGGAACCACACCUAUUUGUGAUAACCAUGCUGAUGAGUGUGAUGACCCAGGGAUCCCACCUGGCGCCCAAAGGUUAGCAGGCCGGUUUUACGAAGGAGAGAAAGUGACCUACAGGUGUCAGUCGGGUCUGGAUCUACUUGGGUCAGCUGAAAGGGUUUGCCUGGAAAACAGGGAGUGGAGUGGCUCAACUCCACGCUGCCAAGGUCCAAAUACCUUUGACUCCCCCAGUGCUGUGGCAGAAGCUAUGGCAGGGUCACUUGCAGGAGUUAUGGAUGUAUUCUCAUCAGACUCUAAAAAGAAAAAUGAAAGCAUGUCCCUUGGCCGAACCAUCCGUGUAGAUAAGGACAGUCGUAUGAACGUCUACAUUUUACUGGACACAUCGGGAAGCAUCAAAAAACACAACUUUGAAAUGUCCCGGAACGCCACCAUCGCUCUUAUCAGAAAGCUGGAUAGCUACGAGGUACAGCUCAAGUUCCAUGUGGUGUCAUUUGCCAGUACGGCUAUAGACAUUGUGAAGAUCACAGACUUGGAUAGUCAUAGCACCGAUGACAUCAUAGACGCUCUGAUGCAGUUCAAAUAUAGCAGUCACGGGAAGAAGACAGGCACCAACAUGUUUGUUGCGCUGCAGCGUGUCAAUGAGAUGAUCAGUUUCUUUAAACAAAACAGGGUCAAGUACCAUUUUAAUGAGACUCAGAACAUCAUCAUCAUAGUAACAGAUGGUUACUCCAACACAGGCGAAGCUCCUGAAAAUGCCCUGACCUUGAUCCGUCACUCGCUGGACUACUAUAACAAAGAGCAAGAUAACUCUCAUGAGAGACUGCUGGAUGUCUAUGUAUUUGGUGUUGGGGACCAAGUGAACAGAAAAGAGUUGAAUGCCUUAGCCUCACAUAAACGUGAUGAAGAACACGUCUUCAUUUUGGAAGACUUCAAUAAGCUGGGACAGGUGUUCAAUAAAAUCAUUAGUGACAAGAGUGUAACAGCGUGUGGGAUAGCUCAGGAACUGGACCUGGACAUGGUGAAGGGUGACGAAGUCUACACCAGGCCGUGGCAUGUUAUUUUGAAACCACCAGUGGGACUGGGAGACAAGUGUUCUGGAUCCAUCCUGAGCGAGAAGUGGGUGCUGACAGCUGCUCACUGCUUUGCCAAAACGAGUGCAAAUGAAAUCACUUACCAAGUGACGAUACAUCAUGGUGGUGGCACAGUGGAGUCCAAAAAAAUCUUCAUGCACCCCAAGUACAACGUCUAUGCACUUAAACACAGAAAUGUAUCAGAGUUCUAUGACUACGACAUAGCCCUGAUAGAGCUGAACAACAGUAUCCCGCUGUCCUGGAAGGCCAGACCUAUCUGUUUGCCGUGUACUGUACCAGCCAGCCGAGCCUUGAAAAAAAUCAACUCUACCUGUCAGCAGCACAGAAAGGAACUUCUACAACACGAGGAGACCGCAGCCUUUUUCCUCCAUACAAAAUCACAUCUCACAGACUCACAGCGCAAAGUAACGCAUAUUCACACAGAGAGACAGAGGGCUGGCUGUGUGGAGAAGGCCAGGCAAACACUAAAAGAGCCCACCAAUGUCACUUUGGAUGAGUAUAUUCCCAAAAGAUUCCUUUGCACUGGGGGCACCUCGAGAUACCAAGACGCAAUCAGCUGCAAAGGUGACUCUGGUGGAUCCCUUGUUCUGCAAAAACUGAAUCGCUACUUUCAGGUGGGAGUACUGAGCUGGGGCACCACAAAUGUAUGUGACAGAGCAGAUCCAGCUCUGAAAGGGUACAGCAGGGACAGGCCACCCCCUAACGCACGAGACUUUCACAUUGACGUCUUCCAGAUACUGCCUUGGCUGAAAAAGCAUCUAGGUGAGGAGAUCCAGUUCCUGCCUGGGGCUGACCAAGGCUUUCAUUAAGACACGAUAACAAAACACAG